This is a messenger RNA of Salvelinus sp. IW2-2015, 1055 nucleotides long. Its product is annotated as parvalbumin alpha-like. NCBI's taxonomy places the organism in Eukaryota, Metazoa, Chordata, Actinopteri, Salmoniformes, Salmonidae. Gene Ontology annotation, molecular function: calcium ion binding. Gene Ontology annotation, cellular component: cytoplasm. The record is from RefSeq and is a predicted model, not a curated record.
GUGUCCCCGGAGGUCUCCGACCAUAAGAAGUUCUUUGCUCUGGUGGGCCUGAAGGCCAUGACUCCUGACAAUGUCAAGAAGGUGUUCCAGGCUAUUGAUGCUGACCAGAGUGGAUUCAUUGAGGAGGAGGAGCUCAAGUUUGUGCUGAAGAGUUUCGCUGAGGACGGCAGAGACCUGACCGACGCCGAGACCAAAGCCUUCCUYAAUGCCGCCGACAAGGACGGAGACGGAAAGAUCGGCAUCGACGAGUUUGAAGUCUUGGUCCAUGAGGUGUAAAGAGCACCUCUAGUCUCCCCCUUUCUCCUCCCCUGCGAAUUCAUGUUUUAAAUGCAAUCUCCCCCCUCUAAGCCCCCCUCCCUCCCCAUCAUCACCCAAAAAGCACAAUCCAGUCCAGGGUGAAGUUUUCUCUCGACACAGAUCUAGGAUCACCUACCCCAAUCCUAACCUUAACCAUUAGUGGGGUAAAAUGCCAACUGACCCAAGAUCAGCGUCAAGGCUACUUCACCCUACACCGCACAGGCCCAGUCUCUCUAACCGAAACAGUACCAGAGACGUCCACCAGGGGGAGGUAGAGUGGGGACUACCCAACAAGCACUUCUGUAUUUAUCUGUAUGUUUUUCUACUGUACCAACAUACUGUAUAUAUGUUCUGUUUUGAUUUGAAAAUGUCAUGACUGUCUCAUUUUAAAAGAAAACCUUUACUGUAGAUAUAAUGUACCAGAAACCUUCCCUUUCCUCCCUAGCCGUCUAUGGACCCUAUGUCUCCUUGCCCAAAUGGCACCCUAUUCCCUUUAUAGUGCACUACUGACAAAAGGGAAUAGGGUGCUAUUUUUAAUAGUGUGCCAUUUUUGGGGGACUGAACCCUAUACAACCUGUGUCUCUCAUUCUUUAUUUUUUCCACCUCACACAUACUUGUACCCUCCYUCCUUUCCUCCCUCCCUCCAUUCCUUCCUCUCUCGUCUGGUGAUGAGAUGUAUAAAUAAAGAGGUAGAGUGGUGAAGAGAGAGAAAUGAUUCAAAKUAAGAAAUAAUAAGAAAUAAAACACCUUGAGUAAAA